CAUCUCUUAUCAUUCUUGUUAAUGAACAACGCAAACUUCCAAAAGUUAUAACUGCAAGUUGUACGUUGAUGUACGCUGAUCCAGCAUGCAAUAUUAAGUGGGAAUCAACAAUUGAACACUUUAAGUACAAUUUAAUUGAAAAUCGUACAUUUGAGCAAUCCGCAACGUCAAUAAUUAGUUUCAACGCUACCCAUGAAGAUUAUGGAAAACAAAUAAGAUGUAGAACUGAAUGUCAAUACUUCAAGAAUGCUCUUAUUAACUCAACAGCUCUCAUAUUUGAAAAAAAGCCGACAGUGGUUGUCUACACAACCCCCGUUUUACCCGUUCCACCAAAUACCAACAUAACGCUCACAUGUGUUGCACAUGGCCAUCCUGUUGGAAAUAUCACUUGGACGCUGGUGAAAACGUCUAAUUCAAUAUCACCACAAACAAGAUCGUGUUCGAAUGCAUCAACGUGCACUUAUGAAAUAACUACAUCUGACUAUGAACAGGUUUAUUCGUGUUAUGCACAGAACGAACAUGGCAGUGACAGAGGGUCAAUUAAAAUUGGUCAUGAGCGUGGAUAUAAAGAAGAUCAAACUGAUGUUGAUUCUGGCAUGUCGAGCGUUGCGAUGAUGACAGCGGGCGGAAUUGCAUUUCUGUUAAUUGUAAUUGUUGUCAUGUGUUUAUGUCGACAUCGAAACCAAGCAAAGCUACAAAUAAUGAACGAUGAUAAUACGAUACAGUUGGCCCACAUACCGCCACCGCCAGUUGCAGAAAGGGAUGACGUUACACAUGCGCAUACUGGCGUUGCUGAAUAUGCUGUCAUCCACGGGACACGCAGUGAUCGGGAAAACGUUGCUCUGCCUUCUAGCCAAUAUAUGCCUUCAUGUGAUGCUAUAAAUGAGUGCUUCGAAAAUGCUGCUACUGAAAGUACAGUACACUUAGAACAACCAUCAAACGAGAAUAGUAUUUCAGUGGAAACAGGUCCUGAUAUACGUCGAUGUCAAAGCAAAGAACAUCCUUAUACAACAGACCACGAAAAAGACAAUGGUAUUUCUAUGCAGAAUCAUGUAAUGAUUCCAGACGCCCAAAAUGCUGAGAGCCCAAAGCGUUCCUCCAAUGAGCUAGUGUACGCUGAUGUCGAUGUCGAGCACUUGGAGAAAUUUCGAGUAAAAAUUCGUGCGUGCAAUGACAACGAAUCGACGGAGUAUUCUGACAUUGUAUUUGGUGCAUCUUGUAGUGUUAAACCUGACUCAUCCAAAGAAAAUGUGUAUACCACCUGACUUUCGAUGGGCGUUACUACAUGAAAACCAGUCAGAAGUUCAUCUUACUGCGAAUAGAAAUUGAAUACCAGCUGGUGCCCAAUAUAUCGAAUAGUGGUCAUUUUACAAGUGAAGUGUACAUGUAUAUUCUCUGAUUAUGUAAAUGAUCUGUUUUGUAUAAAACGCAUUAAACAUAUUACACUUUUUUGAA
This is a messenger RNA of Mya arenaria, 1455 nucleotides long. RefSeq lists its product as uncharacterized. The record is from RefSeq and is a predicted model, not a curated record. The transcript has 11 exons. NCBI's taxonomy places the organism in Eukaryota, Metazoa, Mollusca, Bivalvia, Myida, Myidae. Bases 69 to 1265 code for a protein of 398 amino acids.